UCCUACACAUGUAUUAUGAAUUUAAAUUACAAAUUAUUUUGCAUUAUAUUUUACAAACAAUUAAACAUUUUUAUACAGAGCACAGCAAGUUAUGUUCCCAUCAAAAAUCCUAGUUUGACUUCUGGUACAGAGAGUGAUGAUUCAGGAACUGCUAAGCCAAAAAAUAAAGUUGUUCGAUUUAACAAAGUUGCUGAGGUUAGACAUUUAUCUGAAACAGAAGCUACAGAAGCAUUAAUGGCUCGUUUAUCUUAUGCUGCUACAAUAAGAGCACGAGAAAUUUGUCGUUUAUCUAGGCAAUUACUAAAUCUACAUCAAACUGCAAAGCUAGCUUUCACRGUAGCUCCACUUUGGGGUGUUGCUAAUUUAUUACAUCAAUUGUCUAUGGUUUACAUGGAACAUAAUCUAGUGUCUGUUGUAUUGUCCACAACUAGUUUUUUCACUCUUCUACUAUCUCUAUUUUUUGUUACACCUUCAACAGAUCGUUUUACAGUUGCUAAACUAUUAACUGUAUUAUUCAGCAUAACUGGAAAUGUUAUAAUUACAUUACCUGAUUCUCAUUUUAGUUUUAGUGAAAUUAAUGUUGGAUUUGCAUUAUCCUUAUGUAGUGCUAUAUUUUAUGCAUUAAAUAUUGUUACAUUACGAUCUUGGGUAGAUCACGAAGACAAAUUGGACAUCAUAUUGUACUUUGGGCUUGUUGGUCUGUUUAAUGUUCUUAUGUUUUGGCCGCUUUUUAUUUUUCUUCAUUACUUUGAACUUGAAACCUUUGAAUGGCCUAACAAACAACAAGCAAUAUCACUAUUCAUAAAUGGAGUCAUAAAAGCAACAUUGCCUGAAGUCAUAUGGUUAUGGGGAUGUUUGCUGACAUCAUCAAUUAUAGCAACAAUGUCUAUAGGACUAACUAUACCAAUGUCUUUAAUGCUGUCUGGCAUCUCCAGUCAAAACAAGUCUGAUUAUGAACGUUUUUUGUUACCAUCAUUUUAUUUAGGUUUAGUUCCUACAACUUUUUCUUACUUUUCUCUAAUAUGGUUAACCUACCGAUUUAAUUAUAAUCAAAAUGAAUACAAUUGUCUAAGCCGUUGCCGGAGAAAAAAUUUAAUUAGGCUUAGAGAUAGUGAUGCUGAACAAGCAGAAUCUCUUAUACAAAUUCAUGAAACAGACAAAGAAGUAUAAUAUAAAUUAUAUGAUUUAUUUAGAAACUUCCAAGUUACUCACCAGGAUUAAUUUUUUUAGUAUUUUUACCUCUUUUUGUGCAAUGUAUCAUUAGACUUAUUUACAUUAUUUAUUUACAUUAUUUAUUAUGAGUUAUAUUUUUGAUCCAGAUUAAAAUUAAUAAAAAUGCCAAUAUUAUUUUUAAUAUAUUGUUUUAAGAUUCCUACUUUCAUGAUUUACACCAUAAAUUAGUAUUAUCUCAUCAGUAAAUAAAAUUUAUUUUACAUUGUUUAUUUUGUAUAAUAAA
Messenger RNA from Diuraphis noxia (Russian wheat aphid), 1456 nucleotides. Its product is annotated as solute carrier family 35 member F5. Lineage: Eukaryota; Metazoa; Arthropoda; Insecta; Hemiptera; Aphididae. Gene Ontology annotation, cellular component: membrane. The record is from RefSeq and is a predicted model, not a curated record.